CUUUUAUUUUUCCUCAUUAACUUUCAUAUUCCAUUUUUGGGAUUAAAAUUUGCUCAAAAAAAAAUAGUUUUCUUUAAAAAAAAAAAUGGAGGGUGAAUUCAUCAGCAAGUACCAUAAGCAACUGGAUGUUGGAGCCAACCAAUGCUCCUCCACUCUCACUAAACGCAUCAAAGCUCCUAUUGACAUUGUUUGGUCUUUAGUAAGGAGCUUUGAUCAACCACAGAAAUACAAGCCAUUUGUUAGUGAAUGCACACUAACGGAAGAUUUUAAAGUGGGUACACUCAGAGAAGUGAAUGUUAGAUCAGGACUUCCUGCAACCACUAGUACUGAAAGAUUGGAGCUUCUUGAUGAUGAGGAGCAUAUUUUUAGCGUCAGAAUCAUGGGCGGCGAUCACAGAUUAAGGAAUUACUCAUCAAAAAUAACAGCUCACCCAGAAACAAUUGAUGGGAGGCCAGGAACAUUACUUAUCGAAUCAUUCAUAGUUGAUGUUCCUGACGGAAACACCACAGAGGAUACCUUCUACUUCGUUCAGUCACUUAUCAACUGCAACCAUAAUUGCUUAGCUGAAGUUUCAGAGAAGAUCGCGUUGCACAAUCAGAACUCUGAACAGACCAGUCUUGUUGACGGUUAGUUUUUGGAAUUUCAGAAGCUAUGAGGGGGUUGUUUUAGAGACUAGCAGUUUUUCCAUCAUUUCUCUGCAUCCUUUCAAGAAGAGAUUUUUGGUUCCUUCUUUCUCAGUUAUAUUAAGUUCCUUAAUGGGAGUCAGCUGUGUGUGUAUGGUUACAGCAGCUAUUUAUCCAGAUAUGUAAUCUGUGAUGAUAGGCUCACUUGGAUCUGUAAUUGCAAGGUAUUAUUAUCAAAAUGUAAAUUUUCAGCU
Molecule: messenger RNA, 877 nt
Organism: Beta vulgaris subsp. vulgaris (sugar beet)
Lineage: Eukaryota; Viridiplantae; Streptophyta; Magnoliopsida; Caryophyllales; Amaranthaceae
Product: abscisic acid receptor PYL8
Exons: 3
Coding region: 86-631 (181 amino acids)
Biological process (GO): abscisic acid-activated signaling pathway
Cellular component (GO): cytoplasm; nucleus
Molecular function (GO): protein phosphatase inhibitor activity; signaling receptor activity; abscisic acid binding
Source: RefSeq, a predicted model, not a curated record